Penicilliopsis zonata CBS 506.65 is the source of this 3075-nucleotide messenger RNA. RefSeq lists its product as hypothetical. The transcript has 6 exons. The record is from RefSeq and is a predicted model, not a curated record. The coding region runs from base 1 to 3075 and encodes 1024 amino acids. Lineage: Eukaryota; Fungi; Ascomycota; Eurotiomycetes; Eurotiales; Aspergillaceae.
AUGACGAGUCAAGUGGCCAUCAGCUUAGACACAGACCAUCUCACCCCUCUUAGAGUAUCUCUUGACCGGAUUCUCUCCACCAAGCUGGCAGAAAUCACAUUUGCACAGAUUGUGGAUGGAAUCCCCAUCGAGCAGACUGAUACCAGGUGGCUAUUUGGCUACGAUCCGAAUAUUUCAGGGCGUCAAGCGCCAAGUGACAGCGCUCUGGAAGAGGUUGUGAAAUGGAGAUCCCAGUUCCAAGUGGAAAGCCUUGAGAUUGCCAGUGAUAUGGUUCAAGGAUAUCAAAAGACAGUCAAAGGGACACGAGAGUUCCACCUCUAUCUGAUUGGAAUGAUUGCUGUGUCUCUACAUACAGCUGCAUCCCUGCUGUUUACAUACACAAAUAAUCCCCCUUAUAAACGCCCCCAGCCGCAGUCUUUUGAUUUGUUUCCCAUCCCGGGGAUCCCCGGAUUUUCAGACUCGCAGGAAAUGCCCCCCAUGUCGCUACCUGAGGAUCCCACGUAUCUCUUCCAUGUGGAUUAUACUCUCCAUAAGCAGUAUCCUAUGGGAGUUGCUGAUAUGGUUGGAUACUGGGCAGAAUAUCGGGUGCUGGGUGGUGUUGUGUUGUUUGACUGGAAGUCUCAAGAGAUUGGAGACGUCUAUUUCCACCCCAGCGCUGGAUUCCGGGUUUUUAGGCUCUCAGAGGUCCAGAUGGAGCAAUUCAUCAGCUUUUGUCUUGGUGACAAUUCCCCCUCUCCAUUCCCCAUGACGGCAGAGCGACAGGCCCUGCGUAUUUACCGUGAUGAUACCUUUGACCUGCAUAUCUUCCGGGCCAAAUAUGAACGAAACAGGCCUGACGAAACGCUUACGCAGCAGCUGCAGGACGUGCAUUCGCCUGCAUCACAUCUCCAGGCCUUUUCACGCUUCCUCGGCUGUCGUGACUGUUUUCCUGCUUCACAGCUCGCCACAGCCCAGGGGAAUACGAGAGCCCCCGAUCGCAGUCGCGCAGAGAGAGACAACAGAGGCGACGACGACAGUGACGAAGACGCCGGUUUCCGUCUCGUCACAAUCAGACAAGCUGCUGAAGAGUGUGCUUUGCGAAAAAGAAGGGAAUAUCUGGCGAUGAUGCUGGUGGUCGUGUCGCCUGGACCUUUGCCAGCUCCCAGGCAGCCGCCCAGCUUCAACUCCCCCUCGGAGACGCCGUCAAGGCUACACUGGACAACAUCUUUCCCUUCUACCGAUCCCAUCUCUGGUCAGUCCAAAUGCUGUCCCGUGGGCACCAUGUUCGACGGCCACGCGUGUGUGCUGGGCAUCCCCAGCUGCCCGACCGACUACGACUUGCGCGACGGCAAGUGCGUGGCCACCUUUGACCUGCUGUGUCCCCCUGGAAGCUCGCUGCAGGGCGAGUACUGUCUCUCCAACGACCUUCCCAAGUGUCCCGAGCCCGCCCAGUGGGAUGGCUCCGCCUGCGUCGUGGGCGCGGCCUUCUGUCCCCCCGGCUACGAGCCCAAGGAAAACACCUGUAUCUCGGCCGAGCUGCCGCGCUGCCCGGAGCCGCACACCUACUACCAAGGCAUGUGUAUUGACAAGAAACCCCCCGUCUGUCCGGGGGGCAUGAUGCUCAAUGAUGGACACUGUGCCAGCUUGGAGCCGCCCCGGUGCCCGCCCGAGACCAAGUUCAACGACUUGAACCACCUGUGCACCUCAUUGACUGCCCCCUUCUGCCCCCCAGGCAGCAAGAUGGACCAGGGCGACUGCAUCUCCGAUAUGCCCCCGGUCUGCCCCAAGGACAGUGUCUACUCGGCGGUCCAAGGCCUGUGCAUCUCUCCCGUCGGCCUCAGCUGCGAGGAGGGUUAUCGCUUAGACCCGACGACAAACAAUUGCACCCACGAGGAUCAACCUGCCUGCCCCGCAGGCUUGGCUUUCUCCUAUAACCAAGACCUGGGCUCUGGCCGCUGCUGUCCCGCGCAGAUGACGUGGAACGGCAACACCUGCGUGCGCAAGCCCGGCCCCGACGGCUGCUUCGAGGGGCGAGGUGCCCGUCCCCGAGGGCUCCUGUCCGGCCCCAAGUGUCGCCCGGGCUUCAGCGUCGGCGACGGCAUCUGCAUCCACUCCGAACGGCCUCGCUGCGGUCACGACCACCAGUAUGAUCGCGAGCGCAGGCUGUGCGUCCGGAAUAUCAAGCCCGAGUGCGAGGACAAGCGCACCGUGCUGCAGGGCAACGUGUGCGUGCACAAGACCCUGGGGCCAACCUGCCCCAAGGACUUCGCCCUCAAGGACAACCUCUGCAUCUCGACCACCGACUCGCCCGACUGUGUCGACGGCUCGUACAGAAAGGGUCACGUCUGCGUUGCGUCCGUGGCCCCAGGAUGCCCGUCCGACACCUUCCUGGUCAACAACCACUGCGUCUCCACCCACAAGCCCGUGUGUCGAGAGGGUUCCAUGCCGGACGGCAAAGGCAGCUGCAUGACAAGCGUCAAGCCCGAGUGUCCCGAUGGCCAGACCGUCACCACCGACGGCUGUCUGGUCGGCACCCCUAGAUGUCACGGCGACACCGUCUACGACCGCAAGGACCAGGUGUGCGUCGAUCGCAAGGAUCCAGACUGCCCCCCCGGUUACCACUGGACCAAAGACGACAACAAAUGUGUCAGCGACACCCUCGCCGACUGCCAAGAGGGCUACACGCGUCGUCAGAACGGCCAGUGCGAGUCCGACAAGCAGCCCGAAUGUCCCGUCCCACACACCCACUGGGAUCGCGACCGGCAAAAGUGCGUCGGCGACAGUCCCGUCUGCCCCCCGGGCCAACACUUUGACGGCAUCUCCGCUUGUGUCCUCGACCUGCCCCCGGACUGUCCCCAGGGCUUCAGCCUUCGUGACCACAAGUGUUUCGCCGACAAGGGCCCCGUCUGCCAGCCCAACACCCAGUUCAACAAGCACUCGGGCGUCUGUGAGGCCAUGCUCGAGCCCGAAUGUCCCCCGGGCUCCUCCUUUGUCCAAGGCCGCUGUGCCCUCAUUUCAGGCGACUGCAUCAACUUUCAGUUCUGUCCUCCCUUGGGGGCUCUGAUGCCGGGCAUGCUGGUACAGUCUAGCCCUUGA